AUGGAGGUUGUUGUUAAGAAAGCUAAAAUGGAUGGUGCAGUUGAUAAAGGCUGUGUGAAGUCACUGCUUUAUGAUGCAAGGAGGGAUGAUGCCGGACACUUGUUAAGUGCUGAAAAGCAGCUUACGUCAGAUUUUUUUACACUGAAUCCUAAUAAUGGAAUUUCACACAUGCACUAUGACUCAGAGACUGUUGUAAAUACAAAGGAGACUAUGUUUGGUGACUUCCAAGUUGGCUCAUGUCUUUCAUAUCAGCUUUCCUUUACAGAGUCAAACUUCAAUGCUACAGCAGAUAUAGAUAAUGUUAMCAGACUACCUACASCACUUCUWAACCCUGUAUUCCCAAGAUUCCCGCUGUCUGAUGUGUCUGAGGAAAUGGUUGUUCCUGACAACCUAUCACCUCCUGAAYYUGAACUCCUAGACAAAUUGAAYAUCCRAGAAGUUGAUAUUUCAACCAUAGAAGAACAAACCAGGAUGCAAUCUCGAUCUGACCKUUGGAAAGAAGAGAGAAAAUUUAGAUUCACUGCAUCUAAUUUUCACAGAAUAUCAAAGCGUGUGAGGAAUCACGACACAUUUGCUAGUGAACUCAUUGAUCCAAAGCCUUUCUCAUCAAGAACUGUAGAGCAUGGGAGACGAUAUGAGCCCAUUGCAUUGAUGGAGUAUGAAAAAUUUAUGCACAGAAAGAAUAUGUCCGUUCAAGUUUUGAAAUGUGGCUUUGUUAUUGACAAAGGACUCCCCAUCUUAGGGGCAUCACCUGAUGGUAGAGUUAUUGAUGUUGGCUGUGUGCACCCCUAUGGGAUUGUGGAAAUCAAAUGCCCAGCUUCAAAAUUUAAUGUAACACCACUUGAUGCAUGCGGCGAUGAAGGAUUUUACAUGGAAAAGACUGGGGACAACAAAUGCUCUCUGAAGCGUACCAGCAAUUACUACGCCCAGGUGCAAGGUCAGAUUGCCAUUACCGGUGCACAAUGGUGUGACUUUGUUGUGUACACUAAAGUGGGGAUGUACAUACAGCGAAUUACUCUUGAUGUGCCCUAUUGGGAAGAGCUGAAAGAAAAACUCACUACAUAUUACUUUAAACACUUUNUUUCACAAUUAUUAUUUGACCUUUGUUCCAUAUCAAUUUGA
Molecule: messenger RNA, 1122 nt
Organism: Exaiptasia diaphana
Lineage: Eukaryota; Metazoa; Cnidaria; Anthozoa; Actiniaria; Aiptasiidae
Exons: 1
Coding region: 1-1122 (373 amino acids)
Source: RefSeq, a predicted model, not a curated record